AUGCCGCUGCGCCUCGACGAGCUCCCGCUCGAGCUUCUCGUCCUCACGCUGCGCGCGCUCUCGGCACAGCAGCUCUGCUGCUGCGACGCGACGUGCAAGGCACUCCACGCCGCCGCCCGCGACGAGAGCCUGUGGCGGAGCCUGUGCGAGCAGCAGUGGCCUUCCGGCCCAAACCUGUCCUCGUGCCGCGCGUCCUUCUCCUCGGCGAACGGCUUUGCGCACCUGCGACGGCUGCCGCGCCGGGUGAUCGACGUCGUGGAGCGUAAAGACGGGCCAGGCCGCCGCGCGGGCCAGCGCGAUGUGCCAGCACAGGUCACCUCUGUGGACGCCGAUGCAACCCGGCUGGUCGCCUCCCUCAACGCCAAGGGCGGUGCGUACGGAGAGGUCGUCUGUCUCUCGCGAACAGGCGUCCGGCGGUGGAGCCUUCAGCUCGGCCGCCUGCUCAAGGACGUCCGCAUCGUCGGCGAACACGUGCUCGCCCUGCACGCCGACACGGACUGGGAGCCGAAGCUGGCGGUGGUCGGCGCGAACGGCGCGUUGCGCGGGCAGCUCUGCUCGCUGCCGGCAGCCUCGGCCGGGGCCGUCCCCGCAGGCUGGGGCAGCUACCAUGGCCUCGCCGUGCCUCCCUCGCAGCCCGACACCGCGCUCGCCUACAGUGUGAGCGGCUGCUGGUGCGCAGUCGACCUGCCGACUGGCGCGACGCUACUGCACGCCGACGCGGGCCACCUCGGCUCGCCCGACGCUGAGCACUACUCGCUCUGCGCCGACCCGCUCCACCCGCACCUCGCCACCGCCGCGUGGAGGGCCGGCGCGCGGAGCUGGCUCGGGCGGGUGGACGUGCGGUGCGGGGCCGGCCUGCAGGCGGCGUUGCUCUGCACGCGCCACUCGGGCCUGCUGCGAGUCGGCGCCGGGCGAGAGCACCGCGUGCUCACCUCGCACGCCCGCUGCAAGGAGAUCGAGCCCAGCCUGACGGUAGGCUUCUCGAGCAGCCACGACUCGGAGCAUGCGCGCUCGUCGCAGCCCCGCGUCGAGGCGUGGCGCUGCGCGGGCAACGGCCCCGACUUCGACUUCAACGACGGCGUCCUCGCCGCUGUCUCCGCCGGCGCGCCAGGCACGAGCUUCGGCGCGAAGCUGCACGUCUUUGCUGACGCCCCUCGCCGCAUCACGGCCGACGUGCCGCUCAGCGAGAUCGUGAUCGACGAUUCCUACCGGCACACGUGCCCGCGCGGCAUCCGGGUCGGCGGGGGUACGAUCAGUCUCAUCGCAGACCGGCGGAGGGCGAUCCAGUGCCUUGUCGCCGAGACUUCUGUAGAAAGUGUCAGACUGUGA
Emiliania huxleyi CCMP1516 is the source of this 1329-nucleotide messenger RNA. RefSeq lists its product as hypothetical. Gene Ontology annotation, molecular function: protein binding. The record is from RefSeq and is a predicted model, not a curated record. Bases 1 to 1329 code for a protein of 442 amino acids. The transcript is spliced from 3 exons. NCBI's taxonomy places the organism in Eukaryota, Haptophyta, Isochrysidales, Noelaerhabdaceae.